ACAAGAACGGCCGCCUGCAACAUCCCAUUGCUCGAUCCGCAUAUCUAAACAUCUUACGACUAUCCAUCCAUCGUUGGAAAGCGCUCCUACAUGCCUCCUCGGAAGCGAACAAAGGCCAGUGCGGCCUCCACGCCUCUCGCAGACACGCAGCCCAAAACACCACAGGAAUCUGGCGUAGCUACUCAAUCGCAAGAUCGCUCUUCCCCGCAGGAAGAGAAUGAGUCUGGCAUACUAUGGACCGAUGAUCAGGAGACCCAAUUGUUCAAAAACAUGAUGAAAUGGAAGCCCGCAGGUCUGCACAAGCAUUUCCGCAUGAUGUCAAUACAUAACAAUAUGCGAUCUCACGGGUUCGCGUCCGAAGACGCUCCUCACACCCGAAUACCCGGCGUUUGGCGCAAAUUAUACCAGCUCUACGAUCUACGAGCCCUCGAUGAGCGCGAGAACUCUUAUGAGUUUAGCGACCAGCCCGACCCUGCCGACCCCGACGAAGCAUACGAUCUCCCCGAAUUUGAGUUACCAGAGGAGGAUUUUGGCGAGAUUAUGUGGCAAAAACGCUUCCAUGGCCCGGAAUCCGAGGCAGCAUCCUCUCCACCAUUCAUGCCUGUCGAAGACGAUAAGGCUCUGUACCAGCCUGGAAUAGGGUUGCUACAUGAUCUGCCAGAAAACGAGAAAUCACAAUCGCUCAAAGCAGAGAGCUUGUCAGGUGCCACACCCGCGCCGAAAAAUCCGAAGAACACACGUGCAAGUCGAUCGGCUGCCAAGGGAAAGGCCACGAGAAGCGGACAAAGCGCAAAGAACAAUAAGGCACAGACAGUAGAGUCGGAAUCGGCGGAGGAAGAACAAGAGGAGGAGGAAGAGGAAGAGGAGGAAGAAGAGAGCAGCGAAGAGUCUGCCACAGAAGAAACUGCCCCAAGCACAAGGAGGACCAAUCGUAGUGCUGCGAAGGCAGCCAAACCGGCACCAAAAAGGACGAGGAAGAGGUAAAAUGAAUCCUGUACGAGUGCUGUGUUUUUAUCAUUCCUUACUACUAAGAUACCCGAUUAAUUCAUUAAGACAAUAAGCGUACUAAAAUCUUCAUCAAUGGUGGAAGUGUGGCCGAAGGCACGUUGACCAUCACAGUGGCUGUAAUUUAAUGACAUUAUUAGUUCAUGUGGC
Messenger RNA from Aaosphaeria arxii CBS 175.79, 1155 nucleotides. RefSeq names its product CT20-domain-containing protein. Gene Ontology annotation, cellular component: NuA4 histone acetyltransferase complex; nucleus. Gene Ontology annotation, biological process: regulation of transcription by RNA polymerase II. Lineage: Eukaryota; Fungi; Ascomycota; Dothideomycetes; Pleosporales. The coding region runs from base 91 to 984 and encodes 297 amino acids. The record is from RefSeq and is a predicted model, not a curated record. The transcript is spliced from 2 exons.